This is a messenger RNA of Volvox carteri f. nagariensis, 10569 nucleotides long. RefSeq lists its product as uncharacterized. The transcript is spliced from 25 exons. The coding region runs from base 1 to 10569 and encodes 3522 amino acids. Gene Ontology annotation, biological process: protein targeting to vacuole; endosomal vesicle fusion. NCBI's taxonomy places the organism in Eukaryota, Viridiplantae, Chlorophyta, Chlorophyceae, Chlamydomonadales, Volvocaceae. Gene Ontology annotation, cellular component: HOPS complex; late endosome. The record is from RefSeq and is a predicted model, not a curated record.
AUGCAGGCCUCCCGAGCUUUGGAUCAUGCCACUGUUGUCGCUGGGAACCUUGCGGAUGUCUUGACGGGCGCUGCGGGAUCGUACGGUGGACAUGGAGCCCCGCUCCCAGGCGACGAAUGGGCCGCCCUAGGGGAUGGGGCCGAGUCCUUCAACAGAGGACUCCAACGACCAGAUCCCCAGACCGCUGCAGCGAUCCCGCUGUCCUCACCCUCGGGUUUCACACAAUCCAUCCUAAGCAGAACGCCUGCACGAAACGGGUCUGUGCCCUUUGGGCCCCCACCUUGGGCAGCAGCACCAGCACCAGCACCAUCAGCAAGCCCGGCCUCAGCCUCAGCCUCAGGCUCACUGCCUUCACCCGGCCCCCCUGCCUUUACUUCACCCGCACCUUUGGGCCCUCCCCACCGCGUAAGUGCGCCCAGCUUCAUGCUCCCCAGCGCGAGCGGCAACAGCGAGCAGGCCCCGGAUGAUGACGACCUGUUUGCGGGGCUGGAGGUUGACCCGGACGUCCCCUCAUUUCCCACACCUCUUCCGGCGGCGGCGCCGCAACCGCCGCUGCCACCCGCGCUAUUACCACCCCCGCCGCCGCCACCAUUGCAGCGGGCCGUUCCAGGCCCUGCUGCUCCCCAGCCGCCGUCAGCACCUGCGAGCAGUACUGCAGCUCCUUCUGUGGGGUAUGAUGACGUGGACCCGUUAGGGGGCCUUUUUUCGGACCCGACCCACAUCGCCGUGUUGCAGGCAUCGCCGUUGCAGCAGCAGCAGCAGCGGCUGGCCGCAAUGCCGGCGGCAGCGGUGACGGGCGGUGGCGGCAGCGGCGGUGGCGGCGGACCUGCCGGCGUCGUCGGUGAACGCACUGCCAGCCGCGCUUUUGCCAUCAACGACAGUCGACAGGAGGCUGCCACCUCUGCCGCUGCCGCCACCACUGCAUCCACUGCCGCCGCCGCCACCACCUCGGACGAGUGGGACGAGGCGAAAUGGGUGGCGGCACGUCAGGUCGUGUCCGGGGGUGUGGCGGAGGACCACAGCAGUACCGCUGAGGCGAUACCGCCGGUAGGAACGGCGGCGGGUGGUGCUGCAGCGGGGUACGUGGAUAUGCAGGCGGCAGCUGCGGCGGCGUGUGAUGAAUGGGGCGACGUGGAGUGGGCGGUAGCGCCGACGCAUGGCUCCGUGCCUGUAGUGUCCCCAGCUCACGAGCUCCAUCGCAUGGAGAGGCCCCCGGAGAGGCCACCGCAGGACCAUUCCGGGGGUUUGGCCCAGGCUGUAGUCCGUAGUAUGGAGCCAAAGGAGGUGGCUAUAGCAGCUGGUGAAGCACUAGAAGCAGCGCAAACACGGGAACAUGGUGCUACUGCCGUUGGCCAACAUGGCGGUCCAAGUCGCACCUUAGCAGGAGAGGCUGCCUCCUCAGACGAGUGGGGAAGUGCAGGUUGGGCGGCGGCGGCGGCGGCGCCGCCGCCACUGGUUGCUGCGGGAGCGCCUUCCGCCGCUGAAGCUGACGCUGCAGUACUCGAUCCUCAUGUGCCGACGGACGCCACCGCUGCUGCCGCCUCCGCCGUCACAGCUUCGGACCCGUGGGCUGGUCACGGGCGGAGGUGGAUACCAAAGCAGACUGUCCAGAGCGACCCUCUGUCCCGCCUGCAGUCCCCCUUGCUGUCCGCUGACGGCGACCACGCACCCAGAGGGUCGCCGGGGAGUGAGGUACAGGCGGCGGAGACGGCGUCGCCGUGGGCCGCCGUCGGGCCCCCCGCCGCUGCACUCGCGUCACCUGGUCCUGUUUCGGCAUUGUCGUCGGGCGCAGCGGUGGAGCAGGCGGACCAUGGAGGGCUGCUAGGCGGCGAUUUCGCCGUCGGAGGCGCCGGCGCCGGCAGCGGGAGGGGGAGGGCGAGGCGCCUCAGUGGCGGGCAUGUCGUCGAUGCGUCUGCCGUACAUUCGGGGCCCUUCACGCUGUUAGAACGUGGCGACGAUGAUAACGGCGACGAGGAGGGGGAUCAGCGACCGGAACCGGAAGCGCCGGAAUCCGCACCAGGAUCAGCAUCACCAACAUCACCAGUAUCAGCAUCACCAGCAGCAGCAGUGGUGGUGGGGUCCCCAGGGGUAGGGGAACGCAGCGAGGUCCCGAAUCUUGGGGCGGCUCAACGGCCCUGGCAGCCACUGGUCCAGGAGGCACCCGGCGUAUUUAGACCGGCUGUAGCAGAGGAAGUAGCGGAGGAGACGGCUUCCGGACAGAUUGACCUGGAGGCGCAGGCGGAGGUAGAGGCGGUGAUGAUGGGGAUGGUGGGGAUGGAGGGGAUGGAGAGCGAGCAAGCUUCAACGCCCGAGUCGCCGCCGGUCGUUGAGGCUGUGGAGGCGGAAGCGGCGGGGAAGGAACGGCAGCAGCAGCAGGCGCAGCAGGCGCAGGCGGUAGAGCAGCCGGCGACGUCGGAGGUGCAGGCGGCGGAUGAUGAUGAUGAGGGGGAGGAGGAGGAAGAGGAGGAGGAGGAGGAAGCGCCGGGACGACUUGCUGCGGCGGCAGAUGCCACGGCCCCGUGUUCUUAUGGCAUCACUGUGGGCGUGGAUUCUGGAGCAGCACCGCCGCCGGCGCCGCCGGCAGAGGACGAUGCACCGGCGCCGGUGACAGAGGAGCUGCAGGAACAAAAGGCACCGACGACGGCGGCGGCAACGGCCGCAGAGUCGGUUUCGGAGCCGGUGGCUGCAGAGGGACCGCCGCCGAUAGUGCCGGAGCUGGAGGAGGACGCGGCGGGAGGACACCAGGCGGCAGAUGACACGAAAGAUCUGGACCUCACCCCCGGGGUCAUGGUCCGGCCGGCAACGGGCCUGCCGUCGCUGGGGGAUGUGGCUCUGGCAAAGGCACCCGGCGCGCAUGCGGAUGCGGUAGAUUUCACAUCCGAGCCUAUCGCCCGGGAGUCCGAUGCAGCACCCGACGCUACGACCACGGCAGUGCAGCCAGCAGCAGCAGCCGCUGCGGUACCGCCAGCAGCAGCGGCGGGAGCGCUCAGGGGAGCUCCAGGGGAGGUGGUUACAGCGCCCGAGGCAGCAGGCGCAUUAGGAGCAGCUGCUACUGCUGCUGCAUUCGGAGAGCAGGAGGUGGGGGUGGAGGAGGGGGAAGGGGUGGAGGAGGGGGAAGGGGUGGAGGAGGGGGAGCAGCCCAGCGCGGUGGCGCCAGGCCGCGUGGCGUCAGCGUCAUCGGCGUCGACCUCCGCCGAGGACGGCCGGUGCGGUGCGGGGGCAACUGCAAACGCAGCUGUGUCGUUCCCAUCUCUUGAGACGGAGGACUCCAGGGAGGGAAACGGGGAUGCGCCCACAGAUAUUGCCGCGAUGGUGGGUGCAACUCUGCUCCGGGAGGUGGCUGCUGUACGCCACACAGGAGCAGCUGAGGGAGGAGGAGGAGGGAUGUGGGAGGUAGCGGUAGGAGAGCACGCAGAGGAGGAGGAGGAAGAGAGGGAGAGGGAGGAGGAGGAGGGGGAGGACUCUGUGAUAGAGGUUGGGGGUGUGGUCGAAGAGGUGCGGACAGGGAAGGAACAAUCGCAGCUGGCGCAGGAAGCGCGGCGUGAAGCAGCUCAACUACAGACGAUAGUGCUGGAUGGGGCCCCGGCCGCGCUGGGCAACAUUGGGGCACCAGCAGCACCAGCAGCACCAGCAGCACCAGCAGCAGAAGAAGAAGCGACUGGGAAGGCUGACGGGCCAGUUGCCGCACCGCAGGCAGGGCAGGGCUUCCUCUACGGGGACGUAGAUGGCCCCCCGGAAGCCGCAGCGGCGUCAGCACAGCACGCUCCGGAACCAGCACCACCGUACGUAGUCGCAGCAACGCAACGGGAGGCUACAGCCGAUGGCACAGGCGCCGCCGUCGACGUCGACGUCGCUCUGGUUCCGUCGCCUGGCGCCGGUGCUCAAGCAGAUGAGCCCCUCGACGGCACUGCUCCAGGGACAGUCGUCAGGGAAGCCGACGGCCCGGGGUCUUCGCGGGCUGUCGGGGACACGAGUGUGCCACUGGGGGAUGAUGAUCGAGUGCGGGGGGCUGCGGCGGCAGUGGCCGCGGCGACGGAGCCUGCCCCCGCCACGGAAGGCACCAGUCCAGUCUACGAGUUCCAGACAGAUUCGUUCGACAUCACCGCCGGGAGAGCUGCAGGUAUUGGAGAGCCAAGAGCGAGGCGUGAGCCCAGGGGGAUGGAGGUAGCGGCGGCGUUAGCGGAGCCUGACGCUGGCAUGGCGCAGGUUUCGGAGCUGGGAGCUGCGGUGGGCGCGGCGGCUCCGCUAACGCCGUCGUCGUCGGCGCCUCCAAGCACGAGCGACGGCGGCGAGGAAGCGGACGAGGAGUUGCAACAGCUACAGGAAGCGAAUGAGGAGGACGAGGCGGCGGCGGCGGCGGCGCGUCCUGGUGGAGAACCUGUAGGGGCUGUAGGAGUGGGGGAGUCGCUCCAGGGUAGGUCCCAGUCGGUGGCAGCCGCCGUCGCCGGUACACCGGCGAACCUAGGCGUCGUGUUGGUGCGAGCAGUGGAGGAGGAGGAGGAGGAGGAGGAGGAGCCCGUUGAGGGCGGGCAACGCGAGGGGGCGUCUGAGUCGACGAGGCUGCAUGUGGUGGUCCCUGAGCCAGCAGCCAGCGAGUCGUUGUCUGGGCGGACGGAGGCGGGAGACGAUGCGGCUGGCUGGGUGGCGGGGAUGGAUGGGGUGGUGGGAGCGGAGUCGGAGAUGGGCGGCGACACGCCUGGGGAGGCUGAUGGUGGUGCAGUCGCCGCAGCUGUCGUGGACCCCUCCUGGGCGGCGAUGGCUGCUGAUGUGGAGGUGGAACCGGGUUUUGUGGAGGGGGGACUGAUUGGAGGAGCCGCAGCCGCAGCCGGCAGCGGACGCAGCCGCCGUCGUGCUGCCGACGCCGCCGAUGCCGCCAUUGGAAGAAGCGUCGUCAGAUGUCUCAGGUUUGCAUCAAAGUACGGAAGCCGCGACGGCGCCAUUUACGCCAUUGAUGACGUUGGGGGCGGCGGCACCGGAACCGGCGCCGACGGGGGCUGCGGACGCGGCGGCGUCGGCGUCAAUGCCGUUAGGGAGAAUGGAGCUGCCCAACCGACCUCCUCGUCUGAAGUGACGCUGCUAGCAGGCGGCGCAGGAGGAAAGCUAGUAGAGCCCGAACCGCCGGCCAGUAGCGAUGCUCGUACUGACGAGGAGGGCCCGUCAGGAUCAUUGCUUGCUGUACCACCCCAAGCGGCGGCGUCGGCAUUGGCAGCGUCGUCGCCAGGAGUGCCGCCGCCGCCGCUUGCGGGCCUCUCUCCCGUUGAUGACGUCGACGCCGCCGUACAUCUGGUUGCGUCGACGGCAGCAGCACCGGCGCCGGCAGCUGGGCCGGCAGCGGCACCCUUCGACCUGUCGGAUUGGCUCGCUGGCGGCGACGGCUUCGGCGCCGCCGCCGUCACUGCCGCCGUACCGGCGGCAGUGCCGCCAGCCCAGGCAGGCCCCGCGCAAGACGCCUUUAUGGCCUUCGCGGACUUGGACAUGCUGACGGCGCCGUCCACGUCACAGACCCCACGCCCCGUCACGUUGCCAGCGGCGGCGCCAGCUUCGGCCGUACCAACACAGCCGUACCAACAUCCGUACCUCUCAGGGGCCUUUGGCGGCAUGUUGCUGGAGUUUGGCGAGCCGGAUCCGGAACCCCUGGCGGCGCCAUUACCGUCCGCCGUAGCAGCGUCAGCGGUGCCUGCUCCCGCGCUGGCGGCACCGCCAGCAGCGGCAGCAGCAGCAGCGGCGAUAGCUAAGGCUGAAGCUGUAGCGCCACAGGCAUCAGCAGUGCCUGCGCAGGCGACGGGGCCGGCAUCCGCGACAUCGCACUUCAUCGGGAUGUUGCCGCUGGGCCUUGCUGACAGCGCAUCGGCACCGGCACCGGCACCGGCAAUGACCAUCGCAGCGCCGGCGGCAACGGCCCUCCGUCCGUUAUCACCAUCUGCGCCGCCGCCGCCGCUGCCUCCGGCCUCGACACUGUCUGCACUGCCGGCCCUGCUCAGCUCCGACGUUGACAUGCUGCUGGCAAGGUACGGCGCCGUUGGAAGCCCGCAGGAGGACGAGCAUCAUCUCACAACAGCGGCGGCGGCGACGCCAAGUCGCGAUGAUCCGACAAACGCAGCCUUGCCGCUGACGGCGGCGCCGCCGCCAAGCCAGACGGUCAGCGGCGGGCAGGCGGCGGCAGCAGGAGGAAGGACGGAAGCGGGGUCGCAGGAGGAGAGACGAGCCGCUGCGGAGGAAGUACGGCCUGUACGGAUGGUGGAGUCGGUGGCGGAGGCUGCCGCUGAAAACCGGGAAGAGGACGCUGGCAUGGGUGCAUCAUCGCCGCAGGGUAUGGCCGGAUCGCACCAAGCGAGUACGUGCAGCGUCGCUGUAGCACCAGCGCCGCCAGCGCCGCCGCUGGCUCCCGUACAGUUGCACUCAGCUGGGGGGCUCAUGCACCCCAGCCCCGCACAGCCCACGGCGUCAGCGUCGGCGCCAGCGCCGCUGGCCCAGCACCUUCCUUCUUCCCAACCCGCCGCUGCUGCACCCGCAUCCACCGCUGCCGCGGCUGUUGCUCCCCCAGUCGCUCCCGCUACAGCUGCGGCCGCUCCGUGCCCUCAGAGGGCCGCUGAGGCCGCUGACGGUCUAAGCACCGGCGGUGCCGACGGCGGCAGCGGCCAGGCAAAGGCAAUACCGAAUCCAAAUCUGGAUACGCAUGUGGGUUCACAUCUGGAUCUGGAUCCGGAUUUGGAGCAGCGGCUGCCGCCGCAUGAGGUGUCUCUGUUGCGUGCUGAGGCGGCUGAGGCGGCGCUCCUGGAAGGCCCCUCCGCUAUCACGGGCGUUUCCCACGGCGCCUCCACCCCUCCGCCAACCGCUCUCAUGCUCGCCACUACCGCCACCACCAUGACCACCACCACCAUGACCACCACCACCGGCCAGACCCGUGGGUCGCGACCCCUGGAGCCUCUCUCCGGCCUGACCGCCCUUCUGGCGGAUGCGGCUCAGGACUGGAAUCCCUCGGGCCGCCCUGACGCCUCGGGAGCCAUGGUGGGCGGCAGUGUGGCGCUGCGGCUGGAGGAGCUGCACGUGGCACUGCCGGACAUGACGACGCAUUGGCUGACGUCGGGUCGCCCCCGGGUGGUGGCCCUCUCCAACGCCAUCAUGGCGCCAUUGAGUCAGAUGGGCGGGUUGGAUUACGGCGGUAGUGGAGGAGUUGGCGGCGGCGGCGGCGGGGGGGGGUCGGGGAGCGGAGCGGGGCCUGGCAGCAGCGGGGCCGGGGGUAUCGUGGCAGUGGGGGAGGCCCGGAGCGAGGCGGAAGCGGUGACGGCGCUGGCGUUGUCGACUGUGGCUGGGCCCGGCGACCCCCUGUGGCUGCUGGUGGGUCACUCCUCCGGCAUUGUGGUGGCCUGGGACCUGCAGCGGCGGCCGCCCAAACAGGUGGCGGUCAUUGCGGGACAACAUGACCUGCCGGUCGUCCACGUCAGCUUUUUCCCCGGCCGUGGCGCUUCCAUGGCUCUCUCUGCCGACCGACGGGGCAACUUGCUACUGCACACCUUCACACAUGUCGUACUCAAGACCGCCGUCGCCUCGCGGAUCGUACUGGGAGGCAACAUGGGCAGCAUCGGCAGCGUCGUACACCUCACGCCCUUCUUUGCUGCAACGCCGUCGCUGCCGCCGCCGCCGCCGCAGCAGCAGCAGCAGCAGCAGCAUCAGGCUGCGGCAACCGACGCGCCGGCGGCACUGGCGCCGCCUGGUGCCCGUGUCGGCGACGGCGUUGUUGCGCUUUGCGCCACCUCCGGCUGCCAUAUUGGCAGGUUCAAGCUAUCUGGGGAGCUACUGCCGCUGUACUCGAUACCGCGACCCGCCGCCGUACCGUCGCCGUCCAUACCGAGCGCAGCAUGGCUGCCGCACCAGCGGCGGUCUGCACGGCCGCCGCCGGUUGCCGUUGCCACCGCCGCCAGCGCUGAUGCCACCUUCGCCGCGGCCAGCGGCAACGGUGCCGUCACCGCCGCCGUGUGUGCCGUACUGGCGGUUGGCUGGCAUGACCAGGUGCUUUUCGUGGACGUGCCGCUGGUGGGGGAUCACAACUCGCCGCAACCGACGGGGCCGCCGCCGGCGGUGGCUGGUGCGCCGUCAGAAGGAUCGCCGUCGCCCGGCUCGCCGUCGGUACUGCAGCCGGCGCAGCUGCCGAUACAACAGCAGCAGUCGCAGCAAACGGGCCCGGCGAGGAGAUCAAUUCUACGAGCCGCCGCCGCCUUUACGGGUGUCGCGCGCGGAGCCGCCACGGCAGCUGUCGCUGCCGCCGCCAAUGCGGCGGCGGCGGCUACCGCCGCCACGUCGACGGCGCUGGCGGCGGCAGCCGCGGCCAGUGGCGGUGCCGCCGCCGUGGCGUCGUUGGACCCGCAGGCCGCCGCUGCGCUGGCGCAACGGCUGCCGUUGACGGUGACGCGGAUCUGGAAUGCGUCGGCGGCGGUGCUGGCGGGCGAAUCUGGAUCCAGAUCUGGUCAGGGGGACGUCUCCGUACGCGUCGUGGGGCUGCACUGGUACGACAGUGACGCGCUGGGUGUCGUACUUUUACUGGGCCUGGCCAUGCGGCUCGUGGUUGUGGAUCUAGAACUGGAGGUCCGGGAGCAGGUGGACUGCAUCGAUACGCCGUACAUCAGCGGCCUCAUGCCGACCGUACCGCGAGGCGGCGCACCAGCAGUGCCGGAUACUCUGUACGGCAGCGGCGCACGUGUAGUGCUGCUGGGUAGCUCGUCCACACUGUACUGCAGUCGGUUGCUGACGUGGCAGGAACGGCUCCGUACACUGGCGGACAUUGGCAAGUGGAAGCUGGGGCUCCGAUUUGCUCUGGACUUCUACAAGCUCCACCUAGCUCGCGCCGCAGCAGCCGCCUCCGCCUCCGCUGCCAGCUCCGCAGCCACACGCCACACUUCCACUGGCGGCGGCGGCGGCGGCGGCGGUGCUGCGGACUCGUCGUACCCGUCCGCCCUCCGCGGUUGGCUUGUGAGCCUGGCGGUGGGGUUCGUGAAGAGCUCUCUGGGGUCCGCUCUGAGGGCGGCAGCGGCCCAGGGGAUGGUUCACCUGCAGCUGGAGCGACUUCCCCAUCCUGUCGUACGGCAGCUCCAGGAAGCCACUGCCGCUGCCGUACUGUCCUGCCUGGCGGCCGGUCGAGAGCAGCUGUUGUUCGACACCGUGUUUCCGUUGUGCCGCGAUGCGGGGGCGGUUGGGCCGUUGGUGGAGGCGGUUGAGGUUGCCGUGUUAUCCGGCUCCCUGCCCCGUCCCGCUCCGGAGCUGGUCCAGGUGUUGGUGGACUACCUGGCCGGUCCAGGGGGGGUGGGGCGACCUGACCGCGUGGAGAGAUGCAUCUUCCGGCGUCAGUGCUUUCCCCCGGGGACCGGCCCCCUGCCUGAUGUCAUACCCGGAGUGGGACGACAUGGUACGGCAGGCGGCCCCGAUGACGUGAAGGCCCAGUUGUUGGGCUCGUUGCUGUUCCUAGACUCCGGAGACCUGGCCCGGGAGUGGCACCUGCGACCUGACCAGUUGCCGCGUGAGCUGGUCCUCCUCUCCGUGGAUGUUGCCGCUGCCGUAUCCGUACUCGGCGCUGCCGUAUCCGACUGGGACGCCGUUGAGACGGACCUGCGCGAGGCGGCUGCGCGACCCGCAGCGGAGCUGGACAGCGUGCUGGUGGCGACACAAGUGCUGGUCAACGCCUUCAUCCACUUGCUGGAGACGGAAGAUGGCCGCGGCAGCAGUAGCCGCGGCGGCGGCGGCGGUGGCGGCGGCGGCGGCUGGGGAGUCGUACUGGACUUCAUAGCUGAGUUGCUGGCGGCGAGGCGUGUGGUGGUGCGUCCUGCCUUUGCUGUACGGCUGCUGAAACACGUCGCGGGACGGGCAAUGGCCCUGGCAGUGGUGGAGGCGGCGGAGGCGGCGGAGGCGGCGGAGGCGGCGGAAGAGGUCAUGGCGGAGGGUCGCGGGGCCGUGGUGGCGACGCCGCUGGCGCCUGCGGGGGUGUCCCGGGAUGAGCUCGAGGCGCUGUUUGAGCGGUUGGUGGUGUCACUGCUACUGGGUCACUACCCAGGGGAGGUGCAGGCGACAACCUUCCUGGAACGGUUGAGCGGCAACCGGAGAUUGCAGUACGAUUUCCUGAAGGCUGCCGUACAGCACAAGCAAGCUCUGACGCAGGAUCUGAAUGGGAGCCCCGAAGAGACCGAUAUCGUACACGCACACACGCCGCCGUACAAGUCGUACUCCGCCUCCAACCUACACCCUGCGCCCGCCGUCGCCGUGGCCGCGCUGGGCUCAUGGAUGUCCCAACCUGCCGUAGCAAACACUUUCGUACAGCUGCUCUGCGAAUUUGAGCCGUACGCCGUACUGCCGUUUCUGCAACAGCACCAUGAGUACGACGUACGGCAUUGCAUUGGGCUGUGUAGCGCGGUCAUCAGCCGCAUGUCGGACUACGUGCCUCCAAGCGAAAUCGUACUGCACAUCAUCAGCACGUACGGCGGCCAGGAUUUCGGCGGCUUCCGUGUGCCCUCCUCACCCCCCUGGAGUCUACACUCCUCCUCCCAUACCCCGUUCGCUCGAGAGCCAGUAAAGCGAGUAUGA